This is a messenger RNA of Procambarus clarkii (red swamp crayfish), 4125 nucleotides long. RefSeq lists its product as uncharacterized. The record is from RefSeq and is a predicted model, not a curated record. NCBI's taxonomy places the organism in Eukaryota, Metazoa, Arthropoda, Malacostraca, Decapoda, Cambaridae.
CUUCCAGAAGCUAUGGAAACUACGAUUGCUACCUCGAUCACAGCCCCCACCCUGGUUGAGUUUAACUCCGUGGGCCCUUCAACCUCACAUGCUGAAAAGCUAGGGUCGGUCUACACUACUCAACUUUCUCCAAGGUGGUGAUGUCGUUGUGGUUUGCUCAGAGGUAUGAUAAGGUGCAUUUCUCUUGCAUGCACCCGGGCUGGGUAGACACUCCUGGUGUGCGAAACUCUCUACCGCAGUUCUACGAAGAGAUGAAGGCCAACCUGAGGUCACCAGCUGAAGGUGCUGACACUGCUGUCUGGCUCGCUGUCUCAAAGGCUGCCCUCAAACACCCCAGUGGACUCUUCUUUCAAGAUCGAAUGCCAGUCGCAACUCACCUACCUCUUGCUUGGACAAAGUCAUCUAUAGAGGAAGAAAACUUGCUAAUGAUCAACAUAGAAGCACUGCGUGUGAAGGUAUUAGGUACCCUAAUGAUGACGGCCAAUGCUGGUAAUCCUGAUCUUGCCGAAACUAGAGAAACUUCCUUAACUGAGCCAAUGGAAACUUUGGAAAAAGCUGCAGAUGAGAAACUUGCCUUUACAAAUCCCUUUCCUGAUGAGCCCCUUGCUGAUACAUCUUCAGCUAGAAAGGAAGUUCUUUUUGCCCCAGUCAUUUCUGAGACAUCGGUUCUUGAGGCGGCAUCUCCACCUCCCAAGGAGGCAUCUCCACCUCCCAAGGCGGCAUCUCCACCUCCCAAGGAGGCAUCUUUGCCUGAAGAACCAAGAGGUCCUGCUGAGUCCAAAGAGGAGGAGGUGGAGGAAUCACUUGCAAAAUCAGAGCUUCAGGUGAAAGAGGUAUUUGUUCCUGCAGAACCUGAAAUAGAGUGUGUGUUAGAUGCUGUUCCAUUAGAAUCCUCUUCUAACACAGAGUGCACUGCCACUGUAAAAACCCAAGUUGAGGGCAUUGACUUGCAGCCAUCUGAGGUUGAUCUAGAGAAGUCAUCCACCUGAGAGAUUCCCCAAAAUGGCAGUUAUAACUAAGAAUUUGACUCUGCCUGUUGUGAAGACUGCUAAAGUAUAGUCCAGACCCAAACUUAAUGAGUAAGCAGACCAUAGUCUAUUUUCCUUGUGCAGCUCAUCAGGAAAAUGAUAUAUUAAUCCACAAAUACUUCUUAUCCUCUUUCUGAUUACAAAGGAAAGAUAGUUUCUGGGGGCAUUUCAUUAUACUUUAUUCCAUUAGCUUGGCUGAGAACAAAAAUACUUUAUUAAAUAUUACUUAGUAUGAUUGUGAAACUGGUAUAUAGGAAGGCAGCAAAUGUAGGUUAUAAGAUUGUAGUGUGAGAAAAACCACUUGUAUGAUUAUGUGCUUAUCCCACAUAAUCAGAGUUGUAGUGCUUGUGUACACUUGCACACACAUUAGUAGGCCUAUAAUAUUGACACAGUGAUCCUUGUUACAGCUUGUUGGUCCUUGAUGAUUACCAUUCAGAAAUGUUAACACUUUUGUAUUUAUGAAUUAAAAAUGAGCAAAUGUGAUAUUCUAUAAAGCAAAUUUAAUAGACUUAACUGUACCAAAGAUAAAAGAUCACCAGAAUUUAUUGCAAUUUAUGUAGAUAUUUAGCUGUACAAAUUAUACCUUCCUGAAGCUCCAUAUGUAUUAUUAGCUCGAGCGAGAGCCUACACAUUACAAGCCAAGAGUUUGAACCAUCUGCAUCUCUUGCCAGAUAUUAAGAGUUCCAUAUGGCUCAUACACACUGUAUUGGAUAACUGAAAUUGGUACACAUGUUACAAAUAUAUAGUUUUGCCUCUAUGCACAUUUUUUGUUUUGAUUUCUGUGGAUUUACUUUACCUGUUAUUUAACCUUACAUUAGUAGUGGAGUGUUUAAACUUCCAUCAACCAAGUAAAAUACAAAUGUUACUCUUCACCAGUGUGCAUCACAAUGACAAUUUAAUACAGAGAAUCACAUGAUAGCAGAAUAUCAAUACCUGUGUAAAUCCAUUAAAUCAUAUCAAUGACUAUUUAAUAGUAAUUAAAUUGCACCAAUAAUAAUUCAAUUUUGUAAUUUCUUAACUACAAAAUCUUAGUAAUUAUUUUUUAAUGUAUGUGCAGGGGUGAUGAAACACCCAGAUCACUAACAUAGGAAGGGAAAACUUCACAGCACAAUAAUUCUAAAUACUGACUCUUUAAGCUGACAAAUAUAUCACUAAUAUAAACAUUUAAAUUAACCAAAAUCAUUGGAAGGUGAUGAGUCACUGUUCCUAUACAGUGAUAUUAUAGAAAAUGAAGCACAGUACUGUAGACUGAAUAAAGAAGACCAUCAACCAACAGUGACUGAUGUAUGGUAGUAUGAACUAGUAGUAGAAUCUUCUAUUCAGAGAGAUGUACGCCAUACCUACUUAGUUACUGGGGAAAACGAUUACAGUAACUGUUGUGUAUGUUCUGAUUUGAUAGAUAUUGCAAACAGGUAAUCUACAUCUAGUCCUACUCCAGUACAGUGUAUUGGGUUGUUUAAUGGAUGCUUUAGCAAUAGAAGGUAUAAUGAAUUGACAAGGUUUUGUAAAGUGUUCAAACUACAGUAUUUUCAUUACCAUCGUGACCAAGACUUACCGACCCCAAAUUAUAAAAGUAGCAAUUUGUCUGGCCAGAUUAUACCUAUAGGAGGACAUUCAUGAACAUAAUUUGAAAUUAAAGGAUAAAAGUUUUUCUAAUGUCAGAAUGCAUGCCAUGAGCAUUACUCUUUAAUGGUGGGUUACAUCAUUAUAUAUUGAUGUACUAUUUCUUUAUCAAGGCGUGAUGCUUAGCCACUGACAAGAGUAGCAUGUGCAAAGCCUAGUGAAUAUUUCAUUUUGCAAGAUGUUUUCAGGGCUGAUAAGCUGUGAUAUAUGUUACCCAGUAAAGUAUUUACAUAUAUACAUACAUAUCCCUCUAAUGAAGAAAAUCUGUGAUCGUUGGGUUGUGCUAGAUGUGUACAAUAAUAAAGAAGCAGGCACUGACUUACCCUGUGCCUGUGUAGGUAAACCAACAUCUACUCGAGAUGUUGAUUUCUAGAAUAAUAUAGGCAAAAAACACCAAGGCAAGAAGAGAUUAAUUGUAGAUAAACCUUUACAGCAAAAUGUCAACAAAUCCAACAGAUACACAGGGCUAGUGUUCAUGGAAAAUGUAACAAUGCUGAAACUUUUUACUUUGUUCCCUGGAGUAGUAUUCGGUAGUUGCAAGAUUCCAUAGUCUCCUAAUUUUGUUUUCCUGAGACUUGCUAACACUAUUGGCCUCUACGAGGAUAGGAAGCCAGCGGCUUGUCAAAGAUCCCUCCAUUUACCUUCAUCUUUUCCAGCUGUACUUUAAAACCCAAUAGUUAUUUUGGCAUUAAUGGCUUUGGCGGGUAGACAGUUUCAUGGGUUUAUAAACCUGUUGGUAAAAAAGCAUCUAUUCUCAGUCCUACAUUGUGUCUUGUUGAGCUUGAAACCAUUGCUCUUUGUUUGUAUUACAUAUGACCUUUUGAAGAAAUUUUCCGGAUCAACAUUCUCCAACUUGUUCAGUACUGUAUUUUAAACGUUUUAAUAAGAUCCGCCCUGUCAUACCUGGUUUGUUAGCCCUGUGGCCCUUAACUGUUCCUGAUCUGCUAGUCGACUUAACUCUGGAAUGAGUGUCAUAAAUCAUGUUGUUUUCUUUGACAAGUUCAGGGAUACUAAAGUUCAUUAUGUGCUGCCACCAAGUUCUCUUAUGAAAAGCUUUGUUGCUGUUGACACUACAUACAUGCUAUGAUGAAAUAAUUUACAAACCUACACACUAUCUACAAAUAGUCUACUCUCAUCUUGAUGUUUGUCUUCAGUGUUGUCAGCACUUUGUGCUUCUUCAACACUAUGCAUUUACUAUCAUUACUGUGUUCUCAGCAGUGGCCACCUCUCAUUUUGCCAUAUUACAAUUAUCAAGUUUGCACCUCACUCCAAACUGGUAAUUAUGAUCCAUUUUCUUUACUCUGAGGUUAAAUAGUUCAGCGUUUAUGUUGUUCCCAAAGCAACAUGUACAGUACUUAUUAAAAUAGGAAGUUGUGCCAUUUAACUGUUUUAAUACACAGUAUAUACCCAUUAUAAAAAAUGUACUUACGUAUUUAUGCAUGUUAACAUUAUGAAUAAAACAUUAAUAUUUAAA